Cantharellus anzutake is the source of this 1374-nucleotide messenger RNA. RefSeq lists its product as uncharacterized. Gene Ontology annotation, molecular function: pyridoxal phosphate binding; kynureninase activity. Bases 1 to 1374 code for a protein of 457 amino acids. Gene Ontology annotation, cellular component: cytoplasm. The transcript has 6 exons. Gene Ontology annotation, biological process: NAD+ biosynthetic process. The record is from RefSeq and is a predicted model, not a curated record. Lineage: Eukaryota; Fungi; Basidiomycota; Agaricomycetes; Cantharellales; Hydnaceae.
AUGGGUGGUCAUCUCAGCGCACAAGAGCUCGAUGCACAAGAUGGGCUGAGAAACUUCCGAAACGAAUUCCACCUCCCUGUCGCCAGUGCGACGGGAGCUGACCUUCUAGGGAGCAGUGGUGUGGACGAGCCCAUCACAUACCUUGUUGGGAAUUCUCUCGGUUUGCUUUCGAAGCGCUCACAGCAAUUAAUUAAUGAGGAACUCAGCGUUUGGGCCACUCGAGCUGUCGAGGGCCAUUUUAAUCACCCGAAACACCGAGAAUGGCUCUCCAUUACCGACAAGCUUCGCCCUACCCUUGCGGAACUUGUCGGCGCGUAUGAGAACGAAGUCGCAUGCAUGGGAACUCUCACAGCGAAUCUCCACUUGCUUAUGAACAGCUUUUAUAAGCCUUCAAAGGAACGAUAUAAAAUUAUUUGUGAAGCAAAAGCCUUUCCAUCGGACCAGUACGCAAUCAAAUCCCAGAUAGCGUCGCAUGGAUUUAACCCUGUCGAAGCCCUAAUUGAAAUUUCUCCUCGGCAAAGAGAGCAUAUUCUUCACGAAGCAGAUAUCCUUGCUGGGAUCGAAGAGCACGGUGACACCACAGCUGUUGUUCUCUUCCCGGCUGUCCAAUACUAUACUGGGCAAUGGUUUCCAAUGGAGAAGAUAACCAGAAUUGCGAAAGCAAAAGGAUGUAUAGUAGGGUUCGACCUGGCACAUGGAAUUGGCAAUGUUCCAAUGAAAUUGCAUGAUUGGGGAGUAGAUUUCGCUGUUUGGUGUUCGUAUAAAUACCUCAAUUCCGGGCCAGGCGGAAUAGGAGGACUUUUCGUCCAUUCCAAAUGGGAAACAGAUUAUCCACCCAAAUAUCACGGAUGGUGGGGUCAUGACCCCAAGACACGCUUUAAGAUGCCUCCAGACUUCGUUGGGGUACCCGGGGCCGCGGGCUUUCAGCAAUCAAAUCCCUCUGGCCUUCUUGCUGCCGCUCUCCUCGGAUCUCUACAACUCUUCGCAGAAGCUGGUGGCAUAACUGCUCUGCGCGCCAAGAGCAUCAGGCUGACGGGAUACCUCGAAUCUCUCCUCGUGCAAUCUAAGCAUUUCGUUCCGUCCGAGAGAAUAUCUUUGAACAAUGAGGAAAGGAAGAAGACAGGCUUUACAAUCAUCACACCUCAGAAUUCCGACGAGCGUGGUGCUCAGCUUAGUCUGCUUUGGCCUUCGGGCGAAGGUAUGAUGCAACGUGUGUUCACAGGCAUGAGAAGCAGAGGCGUGUUGGGUGAUGAGAGGAACCCGGAUGUUAUCCGGUUUAGCCCUGUUCCGCUCUAUAAUUCAUUUGCGGAUUGUGAAAGGGCAGCUCGUGUGCUUGAGGAGGUGCUUGAUCUUGCUGAGGCGCCGUUCAAAUGA